AUGUGGAACCUGGUGAAAACUGCUCAAGCUGAGGUCUUGAGCUCCUCGAGUCCUGCCUGCCUCGACCUUGCCUUGUCAGUUUUGGCUUUCGCGCCUUUGAUUUCGCACACUUGGGCUCUUCUUUGUCGAUCCGUAGCUCUGUACAGCUUGGCAGCAGUCCGGGAUGCCCAGGUUCUAGCCUUUGAUGGCUCAGGAGGAACACUCCACAACACCUGGGUAUCCAACACCGUUUUGACGGUGUCAGACCGGCGCAUGAAGAAGGACAUCAAACCUCUUCAGCGCAGUCUGAGGGAUCUCUUGUCUCCACAGGCAUCAGAGCCUGCUGCCACCGUGGCCCCAACGGCCCCAGCAGGUGCCCCCAAGGGUGAUGAUGCUGGAGCACUGUGGAUGCUGCGGCAACUGCGACCAGUGUCCUACUACUUCAAGAAGGGCAGCGAGUCGAAGUAUAUGCGAUUCGGCUUCAUCGCCGAUGAGCUGGAGUCCGUGGUUCCACAGGUGGUACGUCAGGGACGAAGUGACGAGCUGUCCAACCCCAAGUCUGUGGUCUACACCGACUUGAUCGCCUUGCUCACUGCAGCGGCGCAAGGCCAACAGCAGGUCAUUGAGCGGCAACAGGGCCGAAUGGACAAGCUUCUCAGCGACUUCGCGUCCUUGAAGACGGAACUGGUGAACUUGAAGCAGGAAGACUUCGAAGUUCCACGCAAGAACCUGCGGGGCGAGAAGAAAAAGAAGAAGUCGAAAUCUGGAAAAGGCGCCAAAAAGCCAGCGGACCUCGAGACGAGCAAUGCGACCGAGAAUGCGACCAACCUCACUAACACCACUGAGUCCUUAGAAGGCGGCCUUACCCGCGGCCUGAUCUGA
Messenger RNA from Cladocopium goreaui, 861 nucleotides. The record is from the annotation of a GenBank genome assembly. Lineage: Eukaryota; Dinophyceae; Suessiales; Symbiodiniaceae.